CAUAUACACAAAAUGAAGUGGUCGGGUGGUAAACCAAAUUUUUUUUUAUUUUAUCAACGAAUUUAAACAAUAUUGUAAUAUGGUAUAUAAAUGUAAAACAAAAAAAGCUCUCAGGACUUCUGAUGUUAUCUGCAAAUUUGAAGUGGACAAGUAAACUGUACCAUCUUCAUUAUUUUAUUUAUUUAUUUUAUGUUUUUUCUUCCUCUGGCUAAUUUUUAUUUUACUUGUAAUCAUGUGUACUGAUGGCAUUUGUAUGCAAAGUUGUAUUUCUCUUGUGGUUAUAUAUUUUCAUAUGCAAUAAAAAAAUAAACUCAAAUGAAACUGAAGGGAAUUAAAAACAAAGCUUUCUGGAAUGAAAAAAAAAGUAAAAAACAAACAAACAAAAAAAAAAAAUUCUAACCAGCAUGCACUUCUUCAAGUCAGCCGCCGAUACGCACUACCGGCACAUCCGUACACAGCCGACAGACGUGAAUAACUUAAGAAAUCACUAGGAUUAAUCAUGUCAAGUAAUUAUGUCCACCCUGCCUGCCAUAGAGCGUGAAAGAUACAUCCACAAACUUAAUUUGGUCAAUUUAAAAACUCAUUCUCCCAGCGUCAAAUUGGUGUAACAACCCCACCCAAUGGCCAGAGGUGUCUUACCGGACAUUUACUCGUACCUAAUCUAAUCACCAGCAGAAUCAGCACUGUCAAUCACCCAGUGUGUGAUCAUGCCGUACACCAAGAUCACCUGUUACUGGGAUACAACUGACCACCACCUGAACAUCAGCAGCUACAUGCUUCAGAUUAACAAGACCUCUUGUGAAAGUAAACACCGCAUCAUCCCGGUGGGUUUCUGUAAUGCCACAGGCUCUGACUGCUCUGUUCAGACCAUUGAUUCAGUGUUACACUGUUUCUGUGCGGUUGUGCUCGCGUCCACACGCACCGGAUCCAUACGCUCACAACCUUACUUCUUCAGUGGGGUCAAUGCAGUGCAACUUCGUCCUCCACAGAUAACAAAUCUCGGGCCAUCAGAGAGAAGGUCCGGGUGUUUGCAGGUGACCUGGAGAAUGGUUGAGAGCUUUCCCAAGAAUGAAAAAGACUACAUACUGCUCCAAAUAGAGUACACAACACACAACCAGACCCGAUCCCAGACUAUACAAGCGUUUCCUGAGGAGACGUUGGAGCUUUGUGACUUACACCCAGGAUCCAAGUAUACAGUGAGACUGAGAGUUCAGGACAGUCGAGCGGCCGCUCACUGGAGCUCAUGGACAUCUGUAGACACAACCACAGCAGAGAAAGCUCCGUCUGCGGCUCCUCAGCUCUGGAGACUCAUCCAACCUGCAGAAGAAGCUGGAAGGAGAAGCCUCACUCUGCUCUGGAAGCCUGUUUCCUGGCCUGAGGCCAAUGGUGUUGUGCUCAGUUACUCGGCGACCUGUCGCAGUGAUCUGGAUUCAUCGCAGUGGACCUGUGGCUCUAUAGAUGCAUCCAGAUACUCCUGCAUCCUCACCGUCUCUGAUGAUCCCUGUCACUGCAGCCUGACGGCGACAAACUCUGCCGGAACAUCAUCUCCAGCUCACAUCUACAUACCUGCACAUACGCAUGCAGAAGAACUCCCACCCCCUCAGGCUAUCAGCGUCACCCCAUUGGACAACACUCGGAUGACGGUGGAAUGGACAGCUGCACUGAACCAAUCAGAGAGCGGCUUUGUGGUGCAGUGGACUUCUCUGCCUUACAGUGAAGCAACUAGUCUGCACUGGGAACAUAUAAAUGAAACUGCAAGAAGCUUUACUGUCACGGGUCUUCUGCCAGAAGUCCCAUAUAAUUUGUUGGUUGUGAGUCUGUAUGGGCGACAGGCAGGAAGUGACAUGUCAUUCAUUGCUUUCACACGGGAAGGAGCGCCCUCUGUCGGCCCAAAUAUGACAGUGCUGAAGACGAGCAGCAGCGGUGUUGUUCUGAAAUGGGAUCCUGUUCCUUUAGAGAAACUUCACGGCUUCAUCCAGAACUACACCGUACUGUACAGCAUAAAUGGCAAAGACAAAAGUGUGAAGGUAGACGCUCAUGUUGAACAGAUAUCUCUCAGUGGACUGGCGGAAGGAACCUAUAACAUCUGUGUAAUGGCUCAUACUGCAGUAGGGGGUGCCGCUGGGCCCUGUCAGAUGGUGGUUGUGGGGCUUGAGGAUGUACAAGUAAUUCCCAUACUGCUGUGUGCGCUUCUGCUGUGUUUUCUGAUUCUAAUCAUCCCAGUAUGCAUGAGGGUGAGGAUUAAACAGUGUCUGUGUCCGACUGUACCAGACCCUUCAAAAAGCAGCCUGUCGUUCUGGUCUAACACUAAACCGUGUCAGCAUAAGCUACCAUCCUUGUCCACCAUGAACACUAUCAUCUCUAUGGGUCAAACUACAAUCUAUCAGGAUUAUGGUGAGAAAGACUAUGUCCCUGUCCAGGUGUUCACCUACCACACUGUUCCACAAGACAGCAAUGAGACUGAAACCAAGACCUGCAGCAGCACUUCUGCUGUAACACACCAGGACUCCAAACGCACACCAGCUCAAGUGUUCCCCACACAUUUCCUCAACCAGAGCUACAACAAACCAGAACAAGUCACUCCUGCUGGAUAUAAAGAAGACCCACAGCCCUCAUCUGACGAUCUCUUGUUUGAAUCACUCUUCACCUACAAAAGUAAUCAAGCAGAUUUAUGCGGCUACAUCCACGUGUCCCAGAGCUACGCGCCAUUCAUUCCAACCGAAGAUGCGUACAGGACUCUUGACCUGAAUGAGUGUCCACAUUUCCUACAGGUUUUACCUGAGGACACCAGCACGUAGUUCACUGGAGCAUAAACAAGAAGUCUUGCAAGACUGGGGUUUCACAAUCCCACUCUCUCCAGCCCACCAUCUCUGUGUGCUUUCUGACUGACAGAUAUACAGUAUUGUUCAAAAUAAUAGCAGUACAAU
Molecule: messenger RNA, 2927 nt
Organism: Onychostoma macrolepis
Lineage: Eukaryota; Metazoa; Chordata; Actinopteri; Cypriniformes; Cyprinidae
Product: interleukin-6 receptor subunit beta
Exons: 14
Coding region: 708-2798 (696 amino acids)
Biological process (GO): cytokine-mediated signaling pathway
Cellular component (GO): signaling receptor complex; external side of plasma membrane
Molecular function (GO): cytokine receptor activity; cytokine binding
Source: RefSeq, a predicted model, not a curated record